Molecule: messenger RNA, 6216 nt
Organism: Zerene cesonia (dogface butterfly)
Lineage: Eukaryota; Metazoa; Arthropoda; Insecta; Lepidoptera; Pieridae
Gene: toc
Exons: 12
Coding region: 253-4590 (1445 amino acids)
Source: RefSeq, a predicted model, not a curated record
AACAAGAGUUUGCGCGCGCAAGCGUACUAUAUCGCUAUAUUUUUUUACCUUAUCCGCCAGCUACGACAAAAUCCAGUAUUGAUCGGGCUUCUGCCGCGAAACGGCGUCUUGAAAUGUGAUAUGAGCACUGCGCGGUCAAUCACUGUGCGCUGUAAUUGUUUGAUUCUUCAAGGCGACUAUAUGGCGAUUUCAUAAUGGAAGAGUGAUAUAAGCAAUGGCGAGUGUGUGACAUCGAAAGGGACUUAAAGCGAUAUGUCGAAGAUUCCUGUCGACAGAAAUGGAAAAUCAAGAUCCUUAGAAAUACGGAACGUGUAUCCCAGCGAACAUUCUAAAAUACGAACUUUACAUUCAGCAGAAUUCAAAAGUUUAUUUACAACAGACAGAUUAAGAAACGACGAUGAAAAAAUUAAAAAUGAAUUAAAGGAUAAAUUGUAUUAUAAGCCCUACACAUCCCUUAUUCCGAAAAUAAAUUUAAACAUGGAGAAAGUUGUAGACAAAAAUCCUAGAAUUCUUGAUUUGCGGGAGAGAUUGAAUGAGAUAACAAAAAAGCAAGAUCGUAAUGUAGAUAAAAAGACAAAGAGCCUUAUAAAUGACAUAACGCAGCAGCUCGUAGAAGAUAAAGAAGAAGAUGGCUCUGGACCUUAUAGCUUAUUAUUUGAUCUUCAUAAUCCACCCUCUUCAUCUAAACUAAACGUAAUGGAAUCAGAUAGAAAUAGCAGUAUAGCGCAAGAUGAUGAUAAUGUCAUGUGCUCACGAAAUCUUAAAAGAAAUUCCAAUUCAGAUGCAAUACAUGAAAGACUUCCCAACGUUUUACAUUUUGAUAAUAAACCAAUGAACGAAUUUGAAUAUUCAUGUGAAAAAGAAACCAACUGCUUGCCUAAAAAAAUGUUUAGCACACAUUCAAGAUCUGAUCUUUGCCUACAAUUAAAAUCGCAUAAUAUGUAUUCACGAAAUCUCGAAACGAAUUUAAGUCCGAACGAUAAUUCAAUGACUAGAACUAACGAAGAAAAUUCGUUGGAUGAUAGUUUGGGCAUUUUAACUCCCGACCAGAUGGAUGACAUUUGCUACCUAGAAAAUGCCUUUUCUCCUACUGUAGAAGGUUUGCCAAUAUUUUGUGAUAAUAAUGACUGCAAAGUCUCUCCAGAUAAUGGCGACACUCCUUCGACUGAUAAGACUGAGACAAAUUCUGCUGCAUCGACAAUACAUAAUGACGGUUAUGAAAAUAAACUUAGUGUUAAAAAAAAUAACAUUGCAACAAAACCGUUUGCCCCAAUUGCUACUAUGGAUGCACUAGAAAUAAAUUCAACUGAAGACAGUGUAUUUCUGUCUUAUUCUAACAAUUUAUUUGAUAAAUCUGCGAGUAGUUCAACCCAAAACCCAUUUUGUAAAGAUGAAUUUUCAUCCCAGGAAGCAGAAUUGUGCCAAGAUGACUCUGUAUCAAACAUUAUUGAAGAUGAAUUUUUGCCUUCUAUACAUGGUAGUAUUUUGGAACCUGCAAGUUCUAUGGCGGAUACAACUGUUAAUUUAGAAAUUCCGUUAGAUGGAAAACAUGGUAUGCCUAUAAUUACAAAUAGGAUUGAACAAACUCCUUCACCCGAGGAUUUACCUUUAGAUAAUUCUGAUAUUAAUGGUGAAAUUAGUACUUAUUCACAAUUUUCAGCAUCAACACUACAUGAUUCACAAACAUACUCAGACAGUAAGAGUAAUGAUUAUCCGAAAUCUAUGGAAACUUCAAAGGUAUCUAAUAGUUUUAUAACCAGUAUUACAAGUAUAACAAGUUUAGACGGUUACCAAGGUGAUGGUGAAAUGUCUAGACCAGUCAGUAGAAGCGCAGAGCACAAUUCUGGUGCACGUGAAGAUGCUAUCGAAAUGGAUUGGCAGAACGUGCCGGUGCCAAGAAGAGUUGAUCCUAUGACUGAUUCAGACUUUUUUACGGAAAGUGACGCUGAUGGUUUAGAUGAUCAUAUGCAGCGAGGUGAUAGACGAGCUCAAGUAAUAGAUGGCGCCUUAUAUGGUGGUAAAAAUAAAAAAGCCAAUCCACCUUUGAUGGUGAACAGAAGCGAGGAUUCUUGUAUGGAAUCUAGUGGAGUUUAUACAGAUUUUGAAAAUCAUCGAUCGUCACCCGUAUUUUUACAUGUCAUCAAUGAUAUGUCUCCAGCGUCUACAAUAUCAAGUAGGUCAGAUUGUAGCCAAAAGAAUUUAGAUCUUGAUAAAAAUACUAUGUAUUUUACACCUUUGGAAAAUCCUUCAGAAGAAAAAGAAACCAACAUCAUGUGUAUUUUGGACGAUGAUGAAACUCCUAAAAAUACAAGUAAACGAAAUUCUAUUAACAGCGAAAAGAGUGUGAAGUGUUGCGAGAAAAAUAAGGAAGAAAAACGGACUUUCACCUUAAAAAAAUAUAAAAUGCCUAAACGGGAUGUACCAAGUAAACUCAAAACGAUGCUUCAGAGUAGAAAGAACGACGGAGAUAACAGCGUUCAAAGCAGCCCUAAGGCGGCAAAAAAACCAGAGAGGCGGGAGAGCUUUAUAAAGAAGAACAUAAUUGAUACUAAAAAUGAAUUUAAGAUUAAAUCUUAUAAAGACAUCAAGUCAAAGGUUGAUUGCUCAUUUUCUUUACAACGUUCUCAAACCUCUUGCAGCGUAACCAGGCUGAUGAACUCUAAAUCAACAACCUCCAAUAUAAAACCUAAAAGUCGUCACAUGCGUAUGCGUAUGGACUUGGGUUCGGCCAACGGGAGCGGCAAGAGCAGUCUACACAGCUCCCAGAGCGACAUUAGCGCUACAAGCACACCAGGGGUGAAACACACGUCCAGUCGCUUCCCCUUACUAAGAAAUGGGAAGAAGAGGGAAAGCGCUCCGACCCCCACAACCCCCGGCCGACCCCCUGCAGCAACGCCCGCCCAACCACCCCCCAGUCAGACCAAGAAAAAUGGAGUGGUGCAGAAGCUAUCGUCGUCACCAGUGGCCGUACGACCCAGAACGUCGCUGGCUCCGCCGCCCUCCCCCAGGAAACCCACUCCCCAUCGAGCACUUCCGCAAAGACCCAAUACACUUACAACUGCAAAAGAACCACCGCGCGUGUCCACGGCAGUUGGGCCCCGAGGUAAGCGGGCGCAGACACCGCAGCAGCCGCAGCAAGCUGCCAGGACGCCGGCCGCUCCGCUCGUGGCUCCGGUGUCCGCUCCGCUCAUCCCGCCGCUACCCGCACCCCCCAGGGAGCACACCGAUGCGCUCGCGCACGCCGCUAAGGGCGUUGAGGCCCUCGGUGUUCUUGUGCAGUAUUUGGUGUUCAGGCUGGAUGCAUUAAACGGUAGCUCAUGGCGCCUUGAAGCCGAAAGAUGGCGCGGCGUGGCUGCGGCUGAGCGCAGCAGCGCCGCGCGCGCCGACCGGGACAGGCAGCAGCGCGCGCAAAAAGAUCUUGAUACCAUCGCAGAAUGCCUGAGCAAGAUCUCAGAGCUAGAGAUGGAAGUAUCUUCGAGGGAAGAGGCAAACGCUCGUCUUCAAGCCACACACAUAGAAGAGGUGUCUGCUCUGGCGAACGAUGUUAAAGGAUUAAAGGAAACAAUUGAGUCUUUGAAACACGAGGUCGCUGAGAGUCGAGCGAGAUUGCACGCUCACAGUGAGAUCGAGCGCACCCUGCGCGCGCAGCUCGAAGCGGCGCGGGCGGAGCGAGUGGAGCGGGUGGAGCGAGCGGAGCGGGCGGAGCUCGAGCGCAGCGACCGCAACUCGCCCGGCACGCGCGACGCCGCCUGCGACCCUGUCUACUGCGAGAUGGAACAGUGCGAACUCAGGAUCAGCGCCGAUGAGGAGCUGAGCAAGGAUGCCACAGAGCUGGCUGCUGAGGUGCGUUCGCUGCGUGCGGUCGUCGAGCUGAAGCAAGCCGAGAUGGCGUCCCUCCGCGACGCCCGCAGCGAGCUGGCCGCGGAGCGGGAGCGGCGCGCGGCGGCGGAGCGGGACGCGGGCAACGCGCGCCACGCGGCCGAGGAGCUGCGCGAGCGCGCCGCCGCCCGCCAGCGGGAAGCGGACCGUCUGCGGGACGACAACCGGCGCCUGCGCGACGCGGCCGCCAGGGACAGGGACCACGCCACGCGCCUCGUCGCGCUCAACGAGGAACUCCGAUACAAGCUACGGCAGAAGUCGCAGGUGGUAUCCCUGCUGGCGGGAGGCGGCUACAUAGAGCGUACGCCGAUGCGCACGCGCACGUCGUCAGGCGACUCGGCGCGCUCCCCCUCCCCUCCUCCGUCGCCGCCCUCUCCCGCCACCUCCCCCGACCCGGACUCGCCGCCGCUGCCCGCGGUCAAGGGCGUGGUGGAGAAACACGACUCGGUCAGCUGGGUGCUGGAGAUCGAAGAGACCCCCGAGGAGAUGGCGUCGAGGCUUGCGCGGCGCUCGUCGUUCCGCGCGGCGGCGUCCCCGAGCGGGGUGAAGCGGCGCGGCGGCGGCUCGCCGGGCAGCUCCCCCGCGCCCGCCUCCCCCGCGCCCAACUCCAAGCUCUUCCGCCCCGGCGACCUGGACUUCCCCCCGCCGCCGCCGCCCCUCAAGGAGUCCGCCGGCGAGGCGAUAUACAUAUAUGACGAGAGCCAGUACUGAGCCCGGGAUGCCCUUCACUAGGAGACCCCGGGAUAACGAGAUCAUCGAACAAUACUAAUUAGGAAUGGCUAAACUUUAUGCACCAAAGGAUAUUGAUAGGAAACUAUAACACGAGUGAGAUGAGGUGAUGUCGUCGUGACAUAUUCCGGUCACGGCGCUUUUGCGAUUUUACAAGAUGUGAUGAUGGAUUAAAUGGGUGAGCCAUUUAUGUGAUUUUUGAAUAGUGUACCACAGAUGAGGACUCUUUUUACAGAUAUUGCGGGCGAAAGGGAUAUUAUUAUAGACCUUUUAUCGCCUACGAUUAUGAGAUGUUUUGUAUUUUUGGCUCGAUGGAGCCUUCGUCGUAAGGACGAUACCUGAUUUGGAAUUCUUGCCGGAUUUUCCCCGCACGAUAUGGGACUAUGGGACUCAACGGGAUUUGUAUACAACUUUUUGUAUAUUGGAUGGAGUACGUGAAUUAUCAACGUACGUUAUUUGAUAAUAAAUAAUCGUUUACAUUAAAUAUUAUUUAUGAGCUUAUAUUAUUUAAAUAGUGUUUGCUGUUUCUUAACGGAAUUAGCUUAUGGUGAUAUAAUAUGUUUUGCUCGCCAUUGAUAUUAAUGAAAUCAAUACGUAGUACUCGAUAUAAUACAAUAGUUAUUAAAUAGAAAUAUAUCGCUUGUUUUCUACCACUUACCCACUGUACCUUUAAGCUGAAUUUGUAGUGGAAACUAAAAUAUAAGAGAAUAAUUUCUAUACUCAUCGCUAAUAUAAGUGUAUUUGCUUUUCUCAAAUCUAGCCUUACUAUAUAUGUUACUGAAUUGGCUGCGUUUUGUUUGAAAAGGUUUAUGUACCCAUGAAUUGCACCAAUAAACUUUCACAUGUUUUAAUUCUCUUUGAGAUAUAAAUGUAACUUAUAUACUUAUUUAUUUCUGAAACAGUUCAAAAGCGACUGUUAGAUUUUAUCUGAAGCUAAACUAGUGCUCUUCUGUUUCUCUUUUCUUGACCUUUUCCAACUUUUAACAAUAAAUAAUUACGAUACGUACGUACGACAUAACAUUUCUUAAAAUCUCGACUGUCUCGUUCUAUCCUCGUCUUCUUCAAUCUGUCAAAUAUCAACAAUUGUUUAUUUUAAACUGUCCUAGUCUUAUGUUUUAAUCUUACUUUUAUUAUUUUAAUUUAUUUUAACUUAUUUAUUGGUGCAAUGUUGUUGCGAAGUGUUUAUAUGUUUAAAAAUUAUAAUAAAAUUUUGCAAUACUUAAGGCCGUGCUCAUGCUAGUAUCAGUUGCGGCAGGUCGUCGUCUGUUAACGUAAUUUUUAAGUAUUUGUAUUGUUUUGUGUCUAUUAUUGUAUCUUAAUGAUUAUUAUAGUUUAUCAUGGUUGUUGGCAUUGUUUUUAUUUCCGUGUACAAAUAGCGAUUGAAAAUUAGAUUUAAGUAGCGUCGCGUUUGAGCGUGAAUUUUAGGUACGAUCAGUUUUUCACAAUGAAUGAAUACUAAGUGAAUAUUUGUGUUAUAAGCUAAUUUAAUUUGAAUAAUAUAGAUUUUGAUAUAACUUGUAAACACAAUAAAACCAAAGAGUCUCGUUCACCUUCACUCUUUGUUAUGUUCCUUGAUUUCAGUUUACGUUUUGCAUGUCUCGAUAAGCU